AUGGCAUGGUCGAACCCUUUUCGCAGAAAAGAUGAGAACACAAGGACUCUGUGGGGUUACACAUUCCAGCUUACAGAAGACCAUCUGAGCGAAGAGGAGUCUCGUCCCCUCAAGUACUCAUACGACAAGCUCGGUGAAGAAUGUCUCAAUAUUCUGAAUGAACUGGAUUCAGCAACAAAGUCUGAGAAUGUGUCUACGAAGACGGAAGUGCAAGACCCACUGAAGCCACGGCGAACGAAGCCCAAACGUGAUCUGUAUAACUUGCUCGAGAGUCAUGUCCAGGAUCACCCAAAGCUGCAAGAACUAUGGACGCAAUUGAAUACUAUACCAGAAUGGGUAGACUGGGAUCAGAUAUCACGAGGGCAAGAGGUCUUUUAUCGAUAUGGAGGUGCCACGCUUACGGGUCUCGCAUACCAGUCCCUCCUUGGAGGCAUGGCGGCAAACCGGGUCGUUGAAGUCCUAGCUCGCACAGGCGGCUUCGAUGUAAAAGUCGCACGCCAUCGUCUCUUCGAAACCACUCAACAUGUGUUGGAAUGCACCAAGUCCCUGGACUCGAUCCAGCCAGGCGGUGCAGGCUUUGCUUCCUCCAUCCGAGUCAGGUUACUGCAUGCGGCAGUCAGGCAGCGGAUCCUGAAGCUCGAGCAAAGCAGACCAGGAUAUUACAACGUCGAUGAAUUUGGCGUCCCCAUCAACGAUCACGAUUGCAUAGCUACGAUCGGCACAUUCAGCGCGACUAUCGUCUGGUUGAGCUUACCGCGUCAAGGACUUUUCCUUCGAAGGCAGGAGAUAGAAGACUACAUUGCAUUGUGGAGACUGAUAGCACACUAUACGGGGACCCCUACAGACCCCUUUAAGACCCCAGAGAAAGCAAAAGCAACCAUGGAAAGCAUAGUAAUGCGAGAGAUCGAUCCAAGCGAGACAUCCAAGAUCUUGGCUGGGAACAUCAUCAAGUGUCUAGAAGCCCAACCACCAGCCUAUGUUUCAAGAUCUUUUCUCGAAGUUAACGCCAGAUGGUUGAAUGGAAAUGAAUUAUGCGACGCUCUUGGCCUCGGGCAACCAUCAAUUUACUAUUGGGCGCUGAUGGGUGGCCAAUGUCUUUUCUUUAUGGCCCUCUGCUAUAUCUACCGCUCGUUCAGAUCGCUCGAUCAAAGAAAAAUCACCGCCCUCCGCAAGCUCUUCUGGACCGUCAUCGUUGAAGGCAAAUACGGGCUCGGCGAAAUAACCGUCUUUGACUUCAAAUACGUACCUGAUUUCCACGUCACGACUGAAGCUGGAGGCGAUGAAAAGGGUCAAGCCGGGGUCAGGGAAGAUGGUGUUGAGAGGAGAAACCUGCAAGCUCUACUCGUUGGUAUUGCUUGUGGUGGUGCGGGUGUCUACUGCAGCAUUAUGGUCGCUUCGAGUAUUCUGAAGCGGCUGCCGAGUUUUUGGUCUUGGUCGUGA
Molecule: messenger RNA, 1440 nt
Organism: Endocarpon pusillum Z07020
Lineage: Eukaryota; Fungi; Ascomycota; Eurotiomycetes; Verrucariales; Verrucariaceae
Exons: 4
Coding region: 1-1440 (479 amino acids)
Molecular function (GO): oxidoreductase activity
Source: RefSeq, a predicted model, not a curated record